This is a messenger RNA of Xyrichtys novacula (pearly razorfish), 2076 nucleotides long. Lineage: Eukaryota; Metazoa; Chordata; Actinopteri; Labriformes; Labridae. The record is from the annotation of a GenBank genome assembly.
AAGCACUUCGGCUAUAACCAUAGCAGCGGGAGAUUUGCGUCUCCCAUCAUGGACAGCCAGAAUCGGGUCUUCGCAGCGAUAUUACCGGCUGCAGGACGGGAAUACGUCGGUAAUGAAAACGAGCAGGGCCUCGAAGUGCGAGCAGUUCCCCGUCAGAGUCCCGGUAACCGGCUCAGGGAGAUCCAGGUGACGGGAACGGCGGAAGUGAGCUGCCCGGCGGACCGAGCGAGUGUUCGGGUCAGUGUGGGCAGCAGUAAAGAGUCCGUCAACGAGGUGACCAACAGCGUUUCAAGGAGACUUCAAUAUAUUAUACAAGCUGUCAGGUAAAAACAGACUUGUGUCCCUUAAAACAAGCAGUGUCGAAGCAGCAGACUAAUGCUGGUGCUGUUAAACUUGUAGUCAACAUUGAUGUUAGACAAAUAAGGGGUCUGCCACUAAUCAUAUUUGUUGUAGGGGAGACCAGGGCUUGUUGUCACAUGGGUAAAUUGUCAGGUUGCAAUUAUUUUUGCCACCAGAGGGCGCAACUAAAAAGUGGAAUAGUAGUUUUCUUCCUUUAUAUGGUCAGGGGUUGUGUCCUGUCUAAAGGUCCAUACACACCGGAACUUAAAAAGAAAAACAGAACGUGUGAGUUGAUGCUGAGGGCGGUCAGGCAGGUGACCGUAGCUAAUAAAUCAAUCUGGAGGACAAUAAAGGACUCUAAUGUCAACUAACAUACCUCGGCUCAGUACUGCAAGACAUUCACCCCAGCCAAAAUACAGUCAGACAGCUCUCCAAACUCCAGAGCAUGUUGCAUAAUAGUAUGUUAACAUUUGUUCAAUGACUUUUUCUAUAAAUAAACCUAAACAUUUUCUGUACCUGACUUUGAUGUUCACUUUCAUGGAAAAAAAUGAGAAUAAUAAUAAUUCUGUCCUUGUUUUAUUAGCUGUAAAAUCCACUGUGACAUCUUACCCCAUGUAGUGAGACAACUUGUCACAUGUUCACACUCUAUUUGAUUGCUUAUAACUCCGCACUGACUCAGGAUAUGAAAAUGACAUGAAUACAAAAUAACAACCCCCAGUCUCCUCUACUUGGUAAAAGUUGUACAAGUUUGCUGAUAGUGACUUAUGUCAUAGUUAUAAACAAUUUAACUUUUAUGAAAUAUGAGCUAGCUGUUCAGUUAUUGUUUUAGGAAUUCUUUUUUAUUUUAAGCUAAAAUUCAUAUCUAAUCCUUAAGGUGAACUAAGAAUAAUCUCCUGAUCUUUUGUUCUUCACAGACAACACGGUGUCAGUAAUGAGGACACAACAGUGAGGAAGUUUCUUCACCGAGAGGCAGACCAGUUUCACAUGAACGCAGAGGUGGAGCAAGCGUCAAUGAUCCGCAUGCGUCACCAUUAAAAGAUAUGCAUAUAAUGAUUUUGUGUUAAUGUAAUUUGCAUGUGUCAUUAUGUUUUUUUGCAGGUGGUGGUGACCUUCUCUGAUUUUGAGAAGAUGGAGAACGUGUGUAGCGUCCUGCUGGAGAAGCUGGACAAGAGCGUCUGUGUGGGAACGCCACAGUUUUACCACAGCGCUGAAUGCCUGAGUCGAACGAGGUACAAGAACGCACACCGGUGACAAACGGAUGACCCGUCAUUGAGGUGAAACGCAGGGAUCGCAACAAAUACGUGUCUGUGUGUCCUCUAGGCGGCGUGCGUGCGUGUCAGCUGUUGAAAAUGCUCAGCAGAAAGCCUGUGAAGUCAGUCAGCUCCUCGGGCAAACUCUGGGACCUCCCCUUCUGAUCAGAGAGGAGGAGACGAAGGAGUGGAGGAAAGAGGACGAGGAGGAGACAGGUAGACACCAGGGGGCUUCAACCCUCCCUCACCUCCCCUGCACACCUAUUAUCACUGCCUCCUCACGGGUGUCUGUGUCCUUCAGCCUCAGGGAUAAGAGAGGGAAAAAACCCUGAAGACAUUUCUCAUAGACUCAUGAAACAAACGAGAAGAUUUUUACUCUUAUAAGGAUUUUAUUUUGUUGUUGUAAAGGCUGCAUAAAGUGCUUUUUCUACCUCAACUGAAACAGGUUUUUAAAUUAAAAAGGAAAAUGUACUUCAUCUUUGACAGU